Molecule: messenger RNA, 858 nt
Organism: Prunus persica (peach)
Lineage: Eukaryota; Viridiplantae; Streptophyta; Magnoliopsida; Rosales; Rosaceae
Exons: 2
Coding region: 208-858 (216 amino acids)
Source: RefSeq, a predicted model, not a curated record
CUCUGUCUCUCUAGCACAACUCUCUGUCUCUCUCUUUGCUCUGUUUCUCAUAGCGCAGCUGUCUCUCUCUAGCUUCGUUAUGUCCCUUUCUCCCCUAUUCGAUCUCUUGCUCUCUGUUUGGAAUCGCGAACCCCUCCCUUUAGCUAUGUCUUCUGAAUAGCUGCUUGCAACCUUAAAGCUCUACUGGAUUGCCGACCUCGAAAAGAAAUGGAGACAAUUGUUAUUCUCGUGUGCUACAAUGAAAAAUGGGUCACCUCGAAGAAGAUGUGCAAAUACGAAGGGGGUGACUCAAAAGGCUUAAUAGUUCCACGGACCAUCAAUUUUGCUGAACUGUUGGACCGUGUGCAUCAGAUUGGUAAUACAAACAGCAGGGAAGACAAGGUUUGCUUAAAAUUCUCAAUUUUGGUGGCCUCGAAUGAGUGGAAGCACAUAAAGAUUGAGGACGAUGAUGAUGUCAAUUUUUUUAUGAAGUACAAUUCCGAGGUAACACCUUCAAAACUAGCUCCCUUACUCGUGAGUAUAGAAGAUAAAGGACUGACAAAUGAUGUAGUUCAUAGUAUGCAUAUCACGACAGAUAGUAGUCGGAUGGGUCAUUCUUCAGUUGCCAUUGUUGAAAGCAAUGAAGUAACUUGGAAUAAUACAAAUGUCACUGAUUUGGGAGGUGAAGUAGGGACAGAUUUUAUGGAUAUGAUUGAUUUUAGCGAGGUGGAGGAGAUGCAUGGUGGUGAUAAUGGUACUGAAAGAAAUGAAGUGUCAGUGUACUCUGCCCCUCCUAAUUUGGGGUGCUUGAACACAGCUGCCCAGUUGCCAAAAAUACGUUUAGGAGGAGAAUCUGAACCCACUCGUCAACAUUAUUGA